Molecule: messenger RNA, 1398 nt
Organism: Purpureocillium takamizusanense
Lineage: Eukaryota; Fungi; Ascomycota; Sordariomycetes; Hypocreales; Ophiocordycipitaceae
Exons: 2
Coding region: 126-1274 (382 amino acids)
Biological process (GO): protein import into peroxisome matrix, docking
Cellular component (GO): peroxisomal importomer complex; peroxisomal membrane
Molecular function (GO): signaling receptor binding
Source: RefSeq, a predicted model, not a curated record
CUUCCACCCCGACCCGCCCCCGUUCGUACCAGACUACUACCUCCGGAUCCGUUUCCAUCUCGCAGGCGCGCGCGCGGAGGCAAGCCAGUCCGACUGAUGCUCAUGCUCAUCGCCCGCCAGUAGCCAUGGCUGACCCCGAAGACCAACAACAACAAUCGCCGCCAGCCAUCCCGUCAUGGCAGCGCGAUCGGGACUCCGCCGCCGCCGCCGACGCCGAUGCUACGGGCGGCGGCAGUGACAGCCACCACCAGAACCAGGCGCCGUCGACGAACGCCCGGCCCGAUGAGGACCAGUUGCAGGUCGCCCGCCGGUUUCUCGAGGCCGACGAGGUGAAGACGGCGUCGCGUGACACCAAGGCCGAGUUCCUGAAGUCCAAGGGCAUUGGGGAUGGCGACAUCAGGAAGCUCCUCGGCGAGCCGACAUCAUCAGAGGACCGCGACGAGGACAGCGGCGCAUCCCCAGACACCCAGCACACCCAGCAAGAAGCCACCCAAACCCCUUCAUCAUCAUCACUAUUAUUACCCAGCGCCGGCGACCGCCCACCAGUCGUCACCUACCCCGAGUUCCUCACCAAGCCGCAGCGCCCCCCACCCCUCGUCACCACCGGCGGCCUCCUCAACACCCUGUAUGCCUUCGCCGGGCUCUCGACCCUCCUCUACGGCACGAGCAAAUACGUCGUCGCCCCCAUGGUCGAGAGCCUGACCGACGCGCGAACCGACCUCUACGACACCUCGUCUAGGAAGCUCGACGCCCUCGUCGCCAAGCUCGAGAAGACCGUCUCCGUCAUCCCCCCACCCAAGACCCAGGCGGCGGGCGGCGCCGUUUCCGCCGCGGCCGACGACGAUGCCGACGCGAGUGACGCCGAGGACCCCACCGAGAUGUUCCAUCGCGACAUCGGCACGCAGACCACCUCCCUGCCCGCCAACCCCCUCGCCUCGGCCAAAGCCAAGGACGGGCAAGGGGUGGAGGAGCCCCCGUCGGCCCGACAGGCCGAGCGCCUUACCACACUGGCUAAAACGCUGUCCGGCAUCAAGGACCAGUUCCGCACCCAGAGCGAGGACAUGGAUGAGAUACGUACCCUGCUCGACGUUUUCCGCGACGACCUCGAUGGCAUGACGUAUGGUGGUCAGACGCAGUUUGUCGGUGGCUACGACAUGUACGGGACGGCCAAAAAGUCUGAGCCUGAGGACGAGAUACGCAAAGUGAGAGACAAUAUUAGGAGGGUCAAGGGCGUAUUGCUCAGCACGAGGAACUUUCCUGCCUCGACUCGGUGAAAACCACCACUAUAAUUCUGAAAGGGGUCUGUACGCUAAGCAUACGACACGAACAUCAACGUUGGUCCGCAACCCGGGCCCUUUCUGUACAUAGAUGCUGUUCAACUUGACCGACCAAGCGCCC